AUGGCAGCCCGCCCUCAGGCCCAGUCAGACUUUCGCAAUGCAUCUAACAGGUCAUCGUUAGGGGAGCCGUUGCGCCGACUAUUGGACUUGCGAUCCAAGACUGUGUCGGAUCGCUACUCAACCAUCGGCUAUCUCAUUCCUAUCAUGUCACUUUUCGUCGUCCCUAUCCUACCACGGGCCAGAUUCUUGCAGAACUUCCUUGUUACUUGUUUUCUGACAUGUCUUGCGGCGGCAAUAUCCCUCCUCUACAUGUGGACUGCCAUCAAAGCCCGUCAGAACACUACCCACAUUUCCGCAGAACCACGAAGCAACGGACCGGUGCCACAUGCACAGAUUGUUCCAUACAAUGCGGCCGCCAGUGCCUGCCUGGCGGUGUGGUUCUUCUUCUGGCUCUGGGCAUACAAUACUUUCCGCGCCUUUCGACCACAGUACUUCCUGCCUUUGAUCGUUUUCGGUAUCUACAUCAACAUCACAUCUCUCUAUGGAGCCAUCUUUCCAGAGAUGGAACAAGCUUACUCCCUCACACGACAUCUCCUUGACACAUUCUUUGUCGGCUUCGGUCUGGCUUUUGCUGUCCACUUCGUCAUUUUACCCAUCACUUCAAUGGACCUAGUCACAUUGACUCUAAACGAAUACCUCCACGUUCUCAAGGGUGUCAUUGAUGCGAAAGGAGCGUUGCUCACCUCCCUACCUUCUCGUGACUGGAACAACGUGAGCAAAACAAGCAGCGUCGAGAGUGACAGUGACGCCGGAGAGCCCACUGGGCGCCUGACGCCCUGGCCUGAAGCCGACAAGUGGAAAGCGCUCACAACACUAGCGACCGAAUGUCAGAUCAAAAUCCAGUCGGAGAUGCGGUACGUCAAGCGUGAAGUUACCUUCAGCAAAUUGUCUGGGAAGGACUACUCUUGCAUUUCGAAGUUGCUGAGAAACAUCCUCAUCCCCAUUUCUGGACUGGGUACGGCCAUCCAAGUGAACGACCGAGUUGAAACGCAAGGCGGAUGGACAUCUGUCAGCACUCACAAAGAUGGGUCCGGCUCCGAGCUGUCGGAUCGAUCGCUGAAUGACGUCGAAAAAGAACGAUGGAGUGGGCUAUUCGGCCGGAUCGAUCCGGCUUUCAAGCUCCUGUGGCAAGCAAUGAUCGAAGGGCUCGACUAUGCGUUCUACACUUUGCGGAUCACGAAGAAGCCGGCCUUCACCACAAAAGAAGAACUCGAGGCGCGAGGGACCGAUUCACCGGAAGGGAAGGGCUUCGCGAAGUAUCUUGAACAGACGAUCAAUCACUUUCUGGUCGAGCGAGAAGGACCUUUGAAGGAUUGGUGUCGACUGAACGGCAUGGAGGUAUCUCAGGUGGCAAACAAGGCUUCCCAUCAGCGACAUACAUCCCAGCUGUACCUGCUGCUCGAUAUUGAAUACUGCGUUGUUGCCACUGCAACGGGCAUCCUCGACCUCGUACGAUUCGCCGACUCGAAAGUCGAAGAUGGCACAAUGAAGAAGAAGCGCCUGAUCGUUCCCAGCUGGAAGAACUGGAAAAAGUGGGCAUGGGCAAUCGUUCUCCGUGAAGACAGCAAUCUGGACUAUGCUGCGUACGCCUACCGAAGUGGCACGCCAACGGUGUACCUGGGAGAUGCAUUCGGCGUACAUCGAGACCCCGAGCAUCUCCCUCCAGUAACGUGGUGGGAGAAGACGACCAACCAUUUCCGACUGAUACCUCGACUGUUUGGCUCCCCAGAAUCCUGGUUCGGCUUCAAAGUCGCCACGGGGACCAUGGUGGUCGCGAUUUCGGCCUUCCUGCGCAACUCGCAAGAGUUCUACAUCAAGCAGCGUAUCAUCUGGGGAGCCAUCAUGGUGGCCAUUUCCAUGACCCAGACGGCCGGGUCGGGCAUGUACGGUCAGUUCGUGAGGAUUUUCGGCACAUUCCUCGCCAUGGUCUUUUCUUACAUCGACUGGUACAUUGUCAACGGCCACACCGCAGGGGUGAUUGUGUUUGUGGGUCUCACCAUGUUUCUCUACCACUAUCUCAUGGUGACGAAACCGAACGAUCCGGUCAUUCCGAUGAUCGGCAUGAUCACCGUCGUGUUGAUCGUGGCGUACGAGCUGCAGGUCAAGCAGGUUGGCGUCCGGGUCUCGGAAUCGAACGGCCAACUCUUCCAUCCGGUCUAUGAACUGGCGCCGUACCGGCUGGCGUGUGUGCUCGGCGGCGUCGGCGUCGCCUGCUUGUUCACAUACUUCCCCAGCGUGACGACCGCAAGAAGCGAAAUGCGACGGGACCUAGGAAACGCCCUCCAUCUGCUCGGGCAAUAUUACAGCUCGUCACACAAGGCGGUCUCGUUGCGGCUAAAGGGCCAGGAGGGGGAUAUUCACGACAAGAAAAGCCCCCUUCGGAGGCUAGAAAAGGCUCGAACCCAGCUGUUCGCAAAGGAACUGAUCCUGAUUCAAGCGAUGCAGAACCAUCUGAAGUUCAUCAAGUGGGAGCCCACCUUUGGAGGACGAUUCCCCAGGGAGCUCUAUGAACGCCUGUUGAUGCACACCCAGAACAUCCUCCGCUUCACGGCCAUGAUCUCAUGGACGACCAAAACGUUCCGAGAUCUGCCCACGUCUGCCGACUCCCUGACCGACACAUCUUCGCGCGGCGACAACAGCACCUGGCUCAAAGAUUUCAAACAACUCAUCGCGUCCCUAGAACUCACCUCGCAGAGCGUCACGUCCCUACUUGCCAUCCUCUCCGGCGCCAUCGGCAGCGGCAAACCGCUCCCACCGUACCUCCGGGCCCCUGAACGGUUCCACAUGGGCGAAAUGCUCUCGUCGCUCGACUCGGACAUGUUGGCCACCAAACACGUCUGCGAACCAGGGUACAGUGCCUUUGCCGUCAUGCAGGUCAGCACCACCAUGCUGAGCGAGGAUCUGGCGGAUCUGCUGGCGGACACGAAGAGGCUGGUGGGUGAGGCCGAGUUCAAUCUCGAUGUCGAUGUCGUGGCGGAGGAUUAUGAGAGGAAUGUCGGUGUCGUUCCGACGGAGAUUCGGGAGAAGAGAGAUUGA
This is a messenger RNA of Cladophialophora carrionii CBS 160.54, 3036 nucleotides long. RefSeq lists its product as uncharacterized. The record is from RefSeq and is a predicted model, not a curated record. The transcript has 7 exons. Lineage: Eukaryota; Fungi; Ascomycota; Eurotiomycetes; Chaetothyriales; Herpotrichiellaceae. Bases 1 to 3036 code for a protein of 1011 amino acids.